AUGACAGGAGCGACAUCAUCAUCGUCAAGAACAACAGUAGCAUCGGGAAAGACGGGUCGAGUACGACCACGCCCUAGGAGUGACAGUCGCUCCAGCAGGUCCAACUGGAGAUGGUCGUCUUGGAUGUUGGCGUUUGUUUGGUGCAGGAGUGCGAUCCAUGGGUUUGUAGCAGCGCAAGAUCUGUUGCUGGAUGAUGUGGACGAAUAUGCGUGUGAUCCGGUCCCAACGGAAUUGUCGGAUCGAAGUUUGGUGUUGUCUGUGAGUGGCAACGAUACGGAAUGGUUGCUCUACAGUCGACGCCUGGCGUUUCAACAGUUGGUGUUGGAAACGUACAAUGAAUGGAGCUUUGAAGCGUGUGAUUACCCACACUUUCGAACGAUGCAACAAGUCAAUGUCUCUAGUCUCGAUAUACUACUACUCGAACAGCAACAGCAUGACAACAUCAAUUUGUUGAAUAAGACCACCACCACUUCACUGGUCACGCUGGCCGUCGCGGCCACAUGUCGGAAUUGCACCGAAGCGCUGUCUCUCUUUUUCGCGCCACCGCCCAUACUUGCCUAUGACAAUGACAAUGACAAUGACAAUACCAAUGACACCACCAGCGCGCAAGAACGAGCCGCACCACUCCAAACGAAAACCAUCUCAAGUAGUCGACAAGCUAGUACUACUGGCAAUGACGCAAACUCGUGUGUCUGUCCCGCCACUCUCCAAACGUCUUCUACGCUCAGUGCUUCUAGAUCAUCCUCCAUUGAAGCCUACCAACGCACCGACAUUACUGCUUCUACCAGCCAGAGCCGACAAGGAUCCACGUCUUCGUCAUCGUCAUCUUAUACUGGUACAACAGAAGAGGAUGAAUUGACACGACAAGGCUUUGUAGACCGUCUGAACCAAGCGCUGUCGGUUCAUCCCGAGUUUGCGGCAGAAGACCUGACCGUCCUGGCAGUGGAAGAACUCCGCCAAGUCACAUGUGGGGCCGUUCUACGACCCUUUACGUCCUUUGCUUACUUGGAUGUUGAACUGGGACAAGAGCUGCCCUCGUCCGAAGAAGUGGCUGCUUUGGAGGAAUCCUUUGCUACCGCGUACAAUCAGCUCUCCUUUGCCACUUGUGAUCCGUUCCAUCGGACUGUACUUCGUGCCAAUCUACAAUUCCAGGUCGAUCAAGAAGAGUAUGAGUAUGAGGACUUGGAGGAUGAUGAUCGAGUACGUCAACGACACUUGGCCGUCAUUACCAACAAACAACGACAGCUAGUAGAGGACGAAGAAGCCUUUCUUAUGUUCCACAAUGUCACCAACUUGACUACGUGCACGUGUCCCGCCACUCCAAUACUAGGCGACGAAGGAGACGAUGGUCUCUCCCAAGAGGACUUUUUGGACGUCUUCCACUCGGACAUUGAAGAACUACAACAAGAAGGCACCCUUUCCGAAUCCAUUCAAGUGGCGGAGGAUUCAUUGGAAGAAGGGCAACAGGUACCCUGCCUCGGAGCUUCGUCGACCUUUGGGUCCCAAGUCUUUUCCGACUUGCAAGUCGACUUGCUUACCAUUACCCUCCAGGAGGCCCAACGACUGGAACAGGCAUUUGCCGAUGCCUACAAUCGACUGGUCUUUGAGACGUGCGAUGGAAACUUUCGAUCCAUUCAAGCCGUCGAAUUGCGCAUUGCGCCCGCGGCAGGCAAUGACUUGGCGGGACGACGAUUGCAAGACGUCUUGAAUGACUUUCGGGAUACUCUCACCACUGGAAAUGACGUCGUCAAUACCGACCAAGAAGAGCUGUUUCUCAAUAAUAACACGGCAGGCAAUACCAAUACGAGCAAUACCACCGAAAUAAGGCUGUCACCGUCCCAAAACACCACCAAUGCCACUGCCCACAACAACCAAACGCAAGACGACCGCGGUUCCAACACGAUUGCAUACUUUCAAGUCACGGGACGGUGUCGAAACUGUCCCGUCACUGAAGCAGGAGGAUUUUCCCUGUUUGAUGACGCCUUUCGUCGUCGAGAACGACGACUGGACCAUGACAGUGUUUUUCCUCCUCCACCCCGAAGGUUGCAAGAAGCAUUGGAUGUUUGCUUGUGUCCUCAGGGAAAGGAACCUGGACAAGAACCUCCUCCAUCGACGGACGACUUCCUCGUGGAUUUCAAUGACAAUCUCGUGAAGGACGCUCAAGAAGAAGCGGAAGAAAAGGAAGAGAUACUAGAAGAACAAGAUGGGACUACUCCGCCAGCUACACCAUAUGCUGUUCCCGUCAUUGUGAUUGAAGAGGUGACUGUCCCGCCAAGACGGAGCGAUCCCUUUAGAGUGAACACCACGUCUCCAACGCAGGCACCAACAACUGACGCACCCACGUCAGCGCCAACACCGGAACCAACAACGGAGCCAACUCCUAAUCCUACCAAUGAACCAACAGCAGCACCGACCAAUGAGCCUUCGCCCUCUCCCACAGGUCAGCCAACGUUCCCACCGACGCAGUUCCCUACCUUUGAGCCUACGCCAAACCCGACUGCUGCGCCCAGUGCUUCUCCGUCGGCGACCAAUUCUGCGGUACCGUCUUUUACUCCCAGUUCCACCCCAUCGGUUGUCCCCAGCAUGGUCCCUUCCAUCGCUCCGAGUGUCCGGCCGAGUGCAACACCCAGUCAUGCACCCUCAACGGUUCCGAGUCGCAUUCCAUCCUUGGCACCGACCAUGCAGCCGACCACGACUGUCUGCAAUGAGCCGUUCUUGGAUCUGCAAGAAAGGGUAUACAUUACGUUCUCCGGCAACACCCAACAACAGCAAGAUCAAUACUUCACUGCAGUCUUGUUGGCGGCAAGCCAGCCUAUGAAUGCUCUUUCGGGGUGCGUGCCAGAAGUGACAGCGUACGAUUCCUUCCAUGCUGCCAUCAGUGGCCCCGUCGAUCAUUCCAAGUGUCGUGCCAAGUACCCUCCCGAGUGA
Seminavis robusta is the source of this 2928-nucleotide messenger RNA. The record is from the annotation of a GenBank genome assembly. Lineage: Eukaryota; Bacillariophyta; Bacillariophyceae; Naviculales; Naviculaceae.